UACAAACUGGUUCCCGGAACCUUCUCCUACCGCCAGAAGCCCCUUAUUGCUGUCAGGUUGGUUUCAAUUUCGUUGAUGUUCUCAGAGAUUUGAUAUAUUGAAAAGUGAAUACAGGAGAUAAUACAUGGGAAACAACAACGCAACCAGCAAUUUAACAGAAGAGUUCUGCUCAAAGCUAGCAACCAAUGGGAUCUCUACGCUGGAGUCUAUUCCCCUAAAAACCACGCUAGAUAUCAGGUCUGAGGUUCUGUUUGUUUCUUGCCUGAAAAUCAACGAAGUGCAAGAAGCUACUGAAGAAAUAACUGAAAGCAGCAAAGAAGCUAGACUUGAGAUGCGAUCUCCCAGCUUUAGUAAUUACCUAAAAGUCGAAGAAAGAAGAGAUAAAUCAAAGGAGAAAACUCAAUUACUAUCUAAAGACAAGACUGAGACAGACAAGGCAACACUCGAUGUGGAAGAGGAAACUGUGAUGCUAAAGAGAAGUGAGACUGAGAAAAGAAGAGGCUUUGAGCUGUCUCUUGGGCUGUCUAUGAAACCCACUCGAAGAUCUGACGCAGUUGAUAGCUUCAAAGAAACCAAGGGCUCAGGACAUAACUUGGUGAACAAGAAAGCCAACACGCCUGAGACUCUGCUUAUUUCUUCUGUGAGAAGCAGCAAAGCACAAGAAACUACUGAGGUGAUAACUGAAAGCAACAAAGAAGCUCUGAUUCAGAUGCGAUGUCCUAGCUUUGGAAAUGAUCUGAGAACCAAAGAAAGAAGCAAUGAAUCAACGGAGCAAAUUCUGUUACUCUGCCAAGACAAGAUAGAGACAUAUGAGGCAACGAUCAAUGUGGAAAAGAAAACUGUGAUGCUGAAGAGAAGUGAGUCUGAAAAAACAAGAGGCUUUGAGUUGUCUCUAGGGUUGUCAAUGAAAACCGGUGAUACAUCCGAAGCAGAUAAUAGCCUAAACCUCAAGGAAAGCAAAGAGAACUUGCUGGAAAAGAAAGCUGCUAUGAAAGGCAGAGUUAGAAAAAGGAGCAAAUCUUCGCUCUUCGGAAGUUGCCUCUGCUUUGCCGCCACUGCCAUGAAUUGAACAGAUUUGCAAGGAACAGAUCUGGCCAUGUCUUUCGUUUUACUUUAAAAGGAAUUUUUUAAGUUAUCCUUAGUGUUGUAGAGUUACCAAGCUGAAAGUCAUAAGAAACUUGAAGUAUUUAAGAAAGUAGCUAAAAUUGUUUUUGUUAAAUUAUGAUUUCUAUGUUUUAUAAAGAAUAUUAUUUAAAAGUUAUCACGCAUAUUAAUAAUUAUUUU
Molecule: messenger RNA, 1284 nt
Organism: Brassica napus (rape)
Lineage: Eukaryota; Viridiplantae; Streptophyta; Magnoliopsida; Brassicales; Brassicaceae
Exons: 2
Coding region: 125-1069 (314 amino acids)
Source: RefSeq, a predicted model, not a curated record